AUGGAUCACAAGGUUUUCAUUUUCGCAGUUUCGUUAUUGGUGGCCUAUCUAGGCUGCGGAGAGGCGCCCUAUAUCAAAAUGACAAAUGCUGUGUGCAAAUCGUAUAACAAAUCGUGGGUAGUUAUUCACUACUGCCGCCUGAAGGCCUAUUCCCGAACCAAGACCAGCUUGAAUAUAAAUGCCACGUUCAUAGAGCCAGCCAGAAAUAUAUCAGUUCACUUCAAGAUGAUGAAGAAGGCCAAUGGGUAUAAGCCCUUUUUGUACGAGUUCACCUUCGACGCCUGCCAGUUCAUGCGAAGGCGCAACCAGCCAGUUGCCAAGAUCAUCUGGCACAUGAUCCGGAACGUGUCCACCAUCAACCACACCUGUCCCUAUCAGGGCUUGCAGAUGCUGAGCGACUUCCACAAAGUCGAUGUCCCUGUGCCACUGCCAUCUGGGGACUAUCUAUUAAUUAUCGAUUGGUUGUUCGAUGGCAGAACGCAGUUCGCCACGAAUGUAUAUUUCGCAUACAUGGAGGACUUACUGCCGACGAGCUCGAAGCACAGGAGGGGCAGUAAGGAGUUCCCCCACGUUCUGAACUGA
Molecule: messenger RNA, 582 nt
Organism: Drosophila mauritiana
Lineage: Eukaryota; Metazoa; Arthropoda; Insecta; Diptera; Drosophilidae
Exons: 3
Coding region: 1-582 (193 amino acids)
Source: RefSeq, a predicted model, not a curated record